UGAUAAAGCCAUAGAGUACUGUAAAAAUAAGAAACUUAAGAAACAGCCUGAAAACUUUCCAUGGAAGCCGAGUUGGCACGCCUAUGGAAAGUGGAGACAGGAAGCACAAAAAGAGUUAGAUAAGAAAGAACAGGCAAGAAAAAACACACACACUAGAAGGAAAACAGUAACCUGUGGUCAGUUUCUGAAUUUACAGAAGGAUUCCCUUGAUGACUUCAUUCCGUUUCCUCCUCCACCACCUCCUGUUCACUACGGACCGGGAGGAGCAGAGGACGAUGUGGACGAAGAGGAAGGAAUAGACAAUGUGGAACGAGAAAGAAGCGCAGGAGGGGAAACGGAUUCCAUGGUCCGGAUUAUGUUUUCAGACCAUGGACUAUGGAUGAUAUCAGAACUGUGUGUGAAGAUCUUCCACCCAUUUCUGAGGGAGGACCAAAGUUUGUGGGAAAACUGAGACUGUUUGUUGAGGGUUGGAAGCCAUCCAUCAAUGAACUGGCAAGAGCAUGUGCAUGCAAACUCAAGCUGGACUGGACAAAAGUCCAAGGAUCACUACCUCUUACUACUGAUAUCUUUUAUGAUGCCACAGUGGGAGGCAGAUUUCAGACUGAGUACACAAACCUGUGCAACAGAAUCGAAAAAGGAUUUCCAGUUAGACUGGAUCUCACAAAACUGUCUCAAACCAGACAGAUGGAAGGGGAGCAUGUCAACGAUUUUCUCCACAGACUUGAGGCUGUGCAUGAAGCUCAUUGCGGGAUUGACAAACCAGAGGAUUAUCCUGGUAUAGUCCUCUCAGCCUGGGAAAGCCACUUGAAGGAACGAUUCCUGAGCGGUCUGAGAAUUGAGAUUCAGAAGAAAGUGAGAGACGACUGUGUAGAAGCAGAAACUGGAAGACUCCAAACAAUCUUGGCAUUUGCGGUACAUGUUGAAAAGAGACUGAACGAAAAGAAACAGAGAAGUAAGGAAGACAGAGAAAGAAAAGAGCAUCAGCUUCAAUGCGCAGUUUUAGAAGCUGCAAAAGGUGCUUUCGGACGUGGACGAGGUCGAGGUCGAGGAAAGGGAAAACAAAAAGGAAAAGGAAAGUCAGGUCCAGAUGGAGAAAAGGAUUUCUCAAAGUACAAGUGUUACAACUGCAACCAACUUGGGCACAUUGCUAGAAACUGCCCUAAAAAGGACAAUGUCCGAGACGAACAAUUUGAGGAGGAGGUGGAAUGAGGGGUACAGGGAAUGAACAUCACAUCCACCAGACACCAAGAAUCCGGUAGCCUGCCUUCUUCUUACUCUGCACAAGCAGCUGAGCUUGUAGCUCUCACGGAGGCGUGUAAAUUUGCAGCAGGCCAUACCGUAACCAUUUACACAGACUCCAGGUACAGUUUUGGGGUUGUUCACAGCUUUGGGACAUUGUGGAAGCAAAGAAACUUCCUAACGUCAUCAGGUAAGGCGAUUGCACACCACACUCUUGUGUCAGCUCUUCUGGAUGCCGUUUUACUACCUAAACAAGUUGCAGUGGUACAUGUUCGUGCACACACAAACGGCUCGUCCCCUGAAGCACAGGGCAAUGCACGAGCUGAUGCAGCAGCAAAAAAAGCUGCUAGAGACCCGACUUACUUUUCAAUACAAGCAACAGUAAUUGAACCUCAGGACGUGACUGUUGAUGAGAUUCAACAGGCUAGAACAGCCAAGGAUGUAAAAGCCUGGCGUAGUUCGGGGUGUACGUUACAGAGAGUGUCAUCAAGAACAAAACUCUCGCCGUUUGAAAUAAUGUUCGGACGGCCACCAAACACGGGAUGUGCUCCCAAAAGGGACACAUUAGCCCUAGAAGACGAUCACAUGCAAAGAUAUUGUGCAACGCUGUGUUCUGUGUUGUCUGAUGUGCACAGGAGGGUGAAGGAGUCUUUACCUAGUCCGGCAGUGACGGGACACACUGUACAACCAGGAGACUGGAUCCUGACUAAGGUCUACAAGAGGGCUAACUGGAAAGCUCAUCGCUGGCAAGGACCAUUCCAGGUGUUGUUGGUUACUCACACUGCAGUAAAGAUUGCUGAGAGGGACACCUGGAUCCACAUCUCACAUUGCAAAAAGGCUCCUACUCCAGAGUAACCUCACAUUUCACCAUGGUGAAGGAAACGGGCAACUGUUUCAAACUCUGUAAGGGACUUGCAUUUGCAGUCGCUUUCAUCAUGAUGGCUGCAUCUAUCUGGACAGCGGUAUGGAUCUGCACACAAGAAAAGCCAGAGAUAAAAACUGGACUUAGAGAUCCAAAGACUAACAUAUUUUGGCAAUAUGCCAACUUCACAGUGAGGGAGAACUCCACCUGGAUGGGAAAAGAUUGCGUUAAAGGAAUUUGGUGAUAUUGAAAUGCAACAAACAAAUAAUUCAAUACAGUGAAACCUAAGGUGAAAAUAGUAUACAGAGUAAAUGAAGUCAUUGCAGAAAGUGAUAAACAUGUAAUGAUGGAUGUACUUCUCUGUGUUCUGUAUUCAUGUGAAUUUUUUUUCCUAUUUUACGUUUGUUUCUAAUGUGUUUGUUUAUCCUAUGUAGUAUUCGGUGGAGUACCUUAAGUGGUCGCAUAGGCAGAUGGACCGUGAGAGAGUUUUCCCUUCUAGUUGGUAAAAGAACGUAUCUUUUGAAAGUUUUGACUGUCAGUUGGGUUUUUCGCUCUCACACUCCACCAUUAUGCUAAUCUCAUUUAUUUACCUGAUUAUAUUUUUUAUAUUUCUAUUUUUUUAUUUUUUAUUUUUUUAUUCUUUUUUCCUCAGAAUGUAGAAGGUUUCGAGUGUCCAAGUGACAUGGGGAGGAGUUGUCGUGGAAGAAAAAAUUAAGUUGUUUGUCACUGAAACUCGAACCUUGAAUAAGUUUGUUUAUACUGUUUAAGCUACUGAAUAUGUGAAAUGAACACGAUGUACUAGAACAGAAUAUUCCACUUCUGUUUGAUAGCAAGUUAACAGUUUAACAACAUCAUUGCUCUUAUCUAUAUGGGUUGAACCUCUAUCUAUAAAAAGCAUUACAAAGAAUGAAAAUUUGUCCUUCAGCCUGCAUACGCUUUGCUGACUGUUUGGAUCCUCUGCAGAGAAUAAACUAUCAUCUUCUUACUAACUUCA
Molecule: messenger RNA, 3095 nt
Organism: Trichomycterus rosablanca
Lineage: Eukaryota; Metazoa; Chordata; Actinopteri; Siluriformes; Trichomycteridae
Exons: 2
Coding region: 376-1209 (277 amino acids)
Molecular function (GO): zinc ion binding; RNA-DNA hybrid ribonuclease activity; nucleic acid binding
Source: RefSeq, a predicted model, not a curated record